Messenger RNA from Protopolystoma xenopodis, 288 nucleotides. The record is from the annotation of a GenBank genome assembly. Lineage: Eukaryota; Metazoa; Platyhelminthes; Monogenea; Polystomatidea; Polystomatidae.
AUGCCGUCGAGCGAUCUUUUCACUCUCGAACGGGCUGAUUCAGCCAAGAAAGGUCACAGACGACGUGUGUCUUUGAUUCCAAACUGUAGAACCUGCGCCCUUUUCCGGCGAGAUUCGCGCGUGAGUCAGCCGGUUGUGGAGCCAGGUUCCAGCUGGACCCUCAAUUCGUCUCCUCGUCGCUUCCCCACCCACAGCGCAAAGGACCAGAUCGAGAAAAACUGCGCACAACUGCACCGGAAGAUGUGCCCUGCUUGCCCCUCGGAAACAGUGCAUUUCAGUGAAUUAUAA